ACGUGACUGCUUCGCCUCCAGCGCUUUGCGCGCGCCGUUGGAAACACGGAACGAACGACGAUACCGUGCGCCUCGCGAGCACGCGGCACAGCGCAUCAACCCAACCUCCUCGUGCGUGGCGCGCCGCGCCGUCUCGCCUCGGCCUCGGCGGCUCCCCAGGCGCCCCGAGACGCGCCAAGUCGACUUCGCGCGCGCUCUUCGAUUGUCGGUGGACUGGCCCCGUGCGUUCGGUUCUCCUCUUGGCGCGUUAAACUGAGACCGGAGGACAGUGCCAUGAACGGGACGUACCAGCCGAGGGCUGCAGCGUUGCAGCAACAGCGCUUGCAGCAGUCGCAGCAGCAAGGGGGAAACGACGAGCUGCGGGGCCCCAAGUGCGCCCGCUGCCGUAACCACGGCUUCCGCAUCCGCGUGCGAGGUCACAAGCGCCAGUGCCGCUUCAAGGACUGUGUGUGCCCCAAGUGCAAGCUGAUCGCCGAGCGCCAGCGCGUGAUGGCGGCCCAAGUGGCGCUGCGCCGGUCGCUGGCCCAGGACGAGGCUCUGGGCCUGGUGCCGAUAAUCGCGAUGCCGCAUGGAGUCGCACCGCACGACGCCGGCGGUGACUCGGCUGACGCCACGGCCAACGCUGCCGCUCAUGGGCCUCCCUCGUCGUGGACACAACAGCGUCGGCUGGCCGCUUCGCCGCUCGGCACCAACGCGGCCAAUGCGGCAGCGGCGGCAGCGCAGACCGCCGCCGCGGCCGCCGCUUUCAGGGCGGUCGCCGCCGCAGCAGCAUCUCCGGCACCCUCUGGGAGCCCUCUAGACCUGCAGAAGCUCGGCCUGAACGAGGCAGCGAUGCUGUACGGAGGCCUGCCCUCUUCGUGGUUCCUGCAGAACCUCUCGUCGCCGGCGCUCAUGUACCAGGCUCUGGGCGGGCUGCCGUACCCGCCUUACCCAUACUACCACCCGCAGCCUGCGUACCCGUAUCGCUCGUCGGGCUGCUACUCGUACCCGGUGGCCAGCGGGUCUCCGCCCGUGGGGGUCACGUCGUCGGGACCAGCGGGGACCGGCGGUGCUGCCGCCACCGGAGGAGCGGCCGCCGUGGCCGCCGCUGCCGCAGCCGUCUACGCGCCACACCUACUGGCCGCCCAGGCAGCAGCAUCCAUGAGCUCCGGCUGCCCCUCGUCGCGUAGUCCCGAAUUGGCGGCCGACCUGGCGGCGGCGGGACCCGUGUUCGGCGGCAUCUUCCGGCCCGUGGCCCUCAUGACCACCAGGACAGCACCGCCACAGCCUCCUCUGUCGGCGACGCCCCCCAACGACGAGUCGAGCGACCUGUCGGAGAGCGAGCGGCCGCGCAGCGUCAAGGAGUCGCUGGCGUUCACCGCGGAGGCCGCCCUCACCACGCCGCUCAGCUUCGCCAGGGUCAAGGAUGUGCGCUGAGACAAACAGCGGCCGUGUGUCCACUCGCCACCAACAAACAGGCGGUGCUUGGACGGACGCCGCCCCUUGGGUGCGCUGAGAAAAUCACUUUCACAAUUCACUCGUUUGGGUAAAGCCGCAGCUGCUGAAGAUAUACAAUUAAUUAAUUAAUUACUCGCGGAUAAACGUAAUGUCAAAUUAAGCGCCUCACCGGAGCUCCUCGCGCACGAGAACGACAAGGACUUCAGCCGCCUCCGAACGCCACCUCCAAGGUCAUCCAGGGGGCCUGAAUCUGCUCCUUCGGCCUCGGGCAGCUUUCCAGCGCCAAAUUCAUUUGGUCAACAACGUAUCAGGACUUCGUACUCAACAGUGUCCCCGUUGAAUGGACUGAUUUAGAGAGUUGUAGGAACAAAUUUUGUCUCCAUUGUCACCUCCUAGUUUUGGUGCGGUUAUACAUGUAGUGACUGUACGUACAUGUACAAACGCAGAGAUACAUACAUGUGAUUUAUAUUGUUCCUGUUUUGCAGACUCGUGCGCCGCAAAUGGCGCCGAGAAACGCCCCCCGAAGAGCUUAAGUUCGUUCACUAGCACGUUGUUCGUUUGUUUCUCUGUGUGUUUUAUAUCGCCUGCGUGUGCAUUUGCAUUCUGUUCUAUUCCAAUUGUGUGUGUGGUGUAUGUGUGCAUGGUUGAGGCAGAGAGAGCUGGACAAGGGGUCGCGCAUGCGCAGAGCACCCACCAACGCUACGCGCGGGAUGCCUAAACGCCCGGGCACUACGUGACAGUGAGCAAGCUGAACGAACCAACUAGCAGCAGCUGUGUAACUUAAUACGAAUGCGUGUGCCCAGUUAAAGAGAAAAAAAAAGGGAGUCAAGAUAAGAUACCUAUCCGAUGUAAUUGCUGGAAUAAGUCUACAGUCGCAGUCGUACGGCCGACAGCGAAGCCUCAGUUUUGCAUGAUAGCAAAAUCAAAGUCGAGAAAACGUAUAUCUUCCGCUAGCAUUGGCGGCGGCUGGAUUCAUUUACGAGAAACCGCUUUUUUUUUAAGUUGGCAUUCGAUUUUCGUAGAGUGGCGCUUUGACGUUGUAUGGCGCGUGCUCUUAAUUGUUAGCUGUCGAGUUGACCCUAAGGUGAAAAAGACUUGGCGCUUGCACGACGACCGCUACGGAAAGUUAUAUAAUCCGGCAGCCAGUCCGAAGCAAGAAGUUCUAUUGUAGCAACGUUUAGAAAGCGCUAACUUAACAGUUUGUUCCAUAAACAUUCUUUUUCGUUAUCCAAUACACGGUGGAACCGCAAAUCGCUCGUUAUUUCACCGUGUCACAAGAGUGCCAAGUAUGUACGUUGAGCUAGUUUGCUUACAUUAUAGUGACUGCAAUACUAAGAUUCGUUCCCCGCUACACACCGCAAAACUGCUUCCAGCUCGAAGGCUCGCGCCCUGGUAGUAAUGUAGUAAUGUAGUCAGAGAUUUAACAGUGCAUUAUUCCAUCAGAUGAAAUUAAAUACAGAGAAGUGAGAACAAACGUGAAUUUGGCAUUCAGAAGUCAUGACACUGUCACAAAGCGGCGUUCUGCUAUCUACUUUUCGUUUGUUUCUUCUUGCCAGAAUUUUCACAAGAAUUUAACAUUUUCUAUCAACCGCGUACGUUAGUACUUUACAGUGACGUCGCAGAUAAAUAUAAACGUUUCAAGUUGGAAGCUAAAGAUGCAGGAAUUCAAUAAGCUCAAGUCUUCAAUUCGAAAGUUAAGAGAGACCAGAUUUUAGCUGUUCAGUCGUUUUACCAAUAAGAGAACAUUAACUUUCGCAGUGUGACGCUUUUUACCGACGUGUCGUGGAUGCUACUACCGUUUCGAGACGUCAACCAAUUUAGUAUUAUACUCGACGAAUUCACACAUUGUCUAAAAACGUACAACCUCCGUGGUUUCUUGGGAGUUGAGUCAAGCCCGCGAGCAUUUGCAUCAAAUAUAGGAGGCAGUGAACAGAACUAGCACUAACGUCGCGAGCACAAUCGAAGAUUCGCCGAGCUUAAAGCCGUAAACACUAAAGCAGGAAGUGUUGGUCACUCACAGGCUUCAGCGACAGCUUUCUACAAUGGUUGCAUGAGUGUGAACCGCUUUAUUUUUAGAAUGUCUGUUAGGAGAUGAAGGACAGAGUGUGUGCCCAUGGUAUUUUGCUACGAUAGGUUUUUACAGUCAUGUCUCGCGAAUUGUAAACAAUUAAGUGGACUGCUGUUUGAGGUGUUGAUAUGUGGACGCUAUUACAGUCUGCGAUGACCAAAAAUGUGCCAUUUGCGAAGGUGCCGGAGCGCUCAAAGUGUCGUUACGACAGCUACGUACUUCAGUGCGUGUGCGUAUCGAACUGCACUAAGAUGUCAGACGAGCGGAUGUGAGCCACAAGUGAAGUACUCUCGACCAGGGCACGUUUUAAUAAACACUAGGGGUGGUUCUACCGUGACUUCACGGAUUGCCUAGUAUUUCUCACAAUGCAUUUGCACUGUAUAAAGCUAAUGACGCGUAUAAAAUGUGGACUGACAUUUGGUACUUCUAUCACAAUAUUGUUUUUUCAAUGCAACACGCCAUGGACAGAAAGGAAAGCUUUCCUACUAAACUGGCAUAACAGCAGCCAGUCAAGUAGAAAUGUUGUGUUACUUUACCAGUAUUCACAACAAUUUAGAUCUUCAGAUGGCAGCAAAUCUAAUCAGGACUUUUCAUAGUGCAGUCUAGCAGUGUGGUUGUGUAAGAAACUUAUCAAACGAUGUUAUUUAGCCAUGAACUAUUCAUAUUCACGGAUAGAAUCACCCGACUUCAGGACAAACUUGUAGACUCAUGGAGGAGCUUGAAAAAUCAUAUUAGAGUGCUUAACAAAGGAUUAGUGCGUGUCGUGUUUUGAAAAACGUGAAACCAGAAGUGCAAUUUUGAUGAUGGUAGUUGCAAUUGCACACCCUUUCUGUGUGCACAUGCCAGUAUUUGGUCUGAUGUACAGAGUGUUGACAUGGCGUUAUUGUCUUUGCAAACAUGGCUUAGUCGCUUCCCAAUAACUUAAGUGCACUGUUUCAAUUCUCAUGUUGAAAACAGAAUGUAUUAAUUAUUUUUAGUUUCUCUCGCCCUUGAAACUUCCUUCAGCAUUCAAACAACAACAUAAAUAUAUAUGUAAUCAUACUUGCAUUGCCAUGCUCACGUUGUCAAAGUAUGCCAAUACAACUAAUUAAAACACAGAUUAAAUUCCAAGCAAACAUUUAUAUCGUGGACAGAGUCGUGCAGCCGAUAUAACGGCAUAACCGCAAUGGACGAAGGUUCCAUCGUGGCAUUUCCCCGAAAAUCCAGCAAUCUGCUAAACUCGGGGAAAUCGAAUUGCAGAAACUGCAGUUCGAUUUCACGAUGGUCGCUUUGUCACGGACGCAUGUGCACACAGAAGGCGGAUGCAGUCAUGAGCUGUGAUAGACGUGCCGCAGAUAGGAGAAGGUUUGCGUCAUCAGAUGACAGCAGACCUCUUUCUGUUCGGUGCAUAAAGUAUUCGAGGUUUACCCGUGAGGAGCGAAGUAAAGUGCAUUCAGAAGACCGGAAGACGACGACCCAAACGCGCAAGUCUUCAGUCAUUGCCUAUGCAUGAGUUUAGUGGGGCGCCGCUAUAGGUUUAAUGAAAACAAGUGCUGGUCGCAAGAAAACGUUAGACAAGCCUGUCUUCAAGAUAGUGCUAAGAAAGUCGUACGCAAUCUAUCGGUUUUCGUUUUUUUUUUUAAAGUCCGGUACAUACUCAAUUCUGAAAGAGCACGAAAUAUUACGUCAUAUUGAUCAAACCCCAGCAAUACCAUUUAGCAUUGCCUUGGAGGCAAGUCUGAUUCACAGCAGUCAACAAAACGGUAUGAUACCUUGGUUUACUAUAUCUCGCUUACUUUUCAAACCUUAAAUACGUGCAUAAGAACAUAAAAUCGGCAGCCGAAGGUUAAUGAAAGCAAGCAAAACGUACAGUCGGCGUCUUAGAAUCUCAGAAGCAGCUCAGUAUUACCGCAGCCUCAGCAGGCAGCCUGGAAUUUAGAUCUGCAACUUGGACUAGCAUGUACCACCACCACAGCGCGACACAAUUUUAUGAAUUCCAGGCAAAAAAAAAAAAAAACUAUGCGGGUAUACAGCUAUUAAGUGGAAACCACGCUCCGUAGAUUUUUGACGCCGACUGUACCUUCUGGCGGAAAAGUUAUUUAUUAUCGACAGAAAAGAAACUAACCGGCUGUCCGCUAGAUGUUGCGUCAAAUAUCUAUCUGCGAAAGAAAGAAAAAGAACCAUAGCUUUCUGUUCACUGCUGUGCUGCUCGUUUUCUUGCGACCGAGCCCCGGUGACUGUGAUACGAUGAUAGUAGUAACUGUGGUCGAGGAGUGAAAGCGACGCAAAUACAUAAUAGUCUUGGAGAGCGAACCUUACGCAGAAAGGAGCUAUGCACUUUUCUUUUUUUUUUCUGUCGAGCUGGUAUCCGACCGCCGCACGUGUGAUAUAGACGAGCCUUUUGUACAGGAGCUUUCUUCGCGGAGAGUCGUUCGGGAGUGGCCUUUGGCUUCAGGCAAGCCGCAUAGGAAUACGCGAAGCGCGCAAUGCAAGCGCUGAGACGCUGCUGCGAGGCAGCGCGGAUCGCAAACAGAACACAAGUGCACUGCGGCGACGAGGUCAACCAGUGGCUUCCAAACCUAUGUACGCGUUACCGCGAUGUACUUACUGUAGUUACGUCUGCUUAGCCGCAUUUACUAGAACACUGGUCAGCCUCGCCUCUUCAGAAGCUGAACUUCACGUUGCAGAGAACGUGCGAAGGCACUCCGACGAGGUGGACCGAGACGUUAGGAGUUUGUUGUACAGCUCUGGGAUGGGGGACUAUUCAACACAAAGGUUUUGCUUUCGUUUGUCUGGAAUGCAUAGGAUUUGUGUGCGCGACGACAUUUUGGUACUGUGUGCAUAUAUGUAAAGGGAAGCGUAUGUGUGGUAUACGAGUCGUGAAUUAUUUUCAGUUUUCCUGCGGCGGCUGUCUACUACUCUGUUCUUGUUCGAGUGUGCUUGAGCGUAUGUUGAUAAGGUGCGCGUUAUUGUAGCCACUGGCAUUCUUGUUUCAUCAAUAGCUGUUAACGAAAGUAUUGAGGCGCAUAAAUAUAACUUAGACGAAGGAGUUCUGUGAACUGAGUAGGCUGGUGGAGCAAGCUUGUCCUGGCAAAAGCACCGUGUGUGGACGUAACUGUCUAUAUAUGACAGCGACAUGAAAACUAAAUUGUUGCUUAUGCGAAUAGCUAAUGGUAGCUUUAGGCUGAAGGUAGGAUAAUGACUGCAGAGAUGGCUUCAAAACAGUCUUCCUCCCCCUCUUGCAUCGAGGCUGCCUUUUUUCGUUCUUCUUUUUAAUAAGACAAGUUGACAAAUGACAACUAAACGUUCGUCCGCCUUCGGAAGCGCUGUUUUGAAGCAUCUCAAGGAAAGACCCGAAUUUUCAUUUUUCUUGUAUAAUGAUGUGUGGCGCAUAGAGUUGACCUUCACAAGAAAUCUAAAGAAAUAUCAAAUGGUGUUCCCGUUUGUUUUCGCCCAUUUUGUGCGUGAUGUACAAACUUGCGUCUGCCCAUUGUGAUUGUUAUGUCGUCUGUCAAAACAGGGUUAUAUACAGUAGGUAAAAGAAAUACAAGAACAAUGUCCAAUUUUGUUUCUUUUCUAUUCGAGUCGAGAGUGUGAAUGGCUAGUCCACUAACUAUGCUCUCUUCGUUAAAUUUAACAUUUAAAUAAAUGUUCCAGUGAAGCCGUCUUGUCAAUACGAACUGAGUCACAUAAGGCUCGGCGUAUCAUGGUCAUGAGCCUAUGGCACCUUGCAUAUCACUGUAGAGUUGUAAAGUGCGUUUCCAGGUCUAUACGCGACAUUGUGUGUCAUGUACCGUGCUUGCAGAAUUUAUGAAACCAAGUGUUAUGUGUGCUUGCGUGAACGUGAAGCUUCCAUGUCACCUGCCCGCCCAUUGCAACAUAUGCUACAGAACCAUCCAGAAAAAAGAAAACGUUCCUGUAUCGCGAAGUGCUGUUCUCCCGUGAUUGCUUUAGUUAUCUUAGUUACUAGUUACCUUAGUUAUGCGGCCGCCUGCUACACUGGCGCCGCACGAUGACUGCCAGCUAAAAGCUUUGCCAUUCUCUUGUCGCAAGAACGCACAGUGACGUGAUAAUUUAUACUCGGGAUCAACUUUUUGAGCCGCUACAAAUGUACAGACCGCGUUACAGUUGUGCUCGAAUGUUGCGCUGCAGAGCGAAAUAAGUCGUUAGCAAGUAGGUCCAAGCAACGCUGGUCACGCCUACGUAGGUUGCGUGCACAUGUUACACCGCCACUGAUGACAAGCGUUACAUAUUAGGGAGUUUUAGCUUGACGUACAAGUGUUACACUGACCGUAUCCAUGUGAUACCGAGACGCCAACGGCAACAGCGGGGCUGGUGGCAAUAUCUUGUGGCGCUGUUUUCAGUUAGACAUUCUUUCCAGCAACGUUCUCGGUUCGACUUCGAGAAAUAGUCUCGCCUUGCGGAACUAUUAUAGCUGGGGAAAGAGCGAACAUGUCCUUUCGAAGAUUACGUCAAUGCUGAAAUGCUUACGCCAGCAAAUAGGUCACAACGCAUUCAAGUGUAUCCACCAACUCUGAUGUGCUAGGCUACACCUCCUUUGUCAGGGUAUUGACAUAACUGUAACGCAGCGCGGGUGUGUAAUUCUGGCCACUGUGGAAUUCCACCAUGUUUUUCUUCUUUCAGCCAAUCAAAGAAGCUGUGACCCAUUUUUGAGCCAACCAGAGAAGGCAAAAUAGCGGAAUUCGACAACGUGGCCAAAUUUAACAGCGUCCCCUGGUGGCGGAGUUUUGUAACGGUGUGUAUAGGAUAAGGCUGUGCUCGAAGUGUCUGAGUUGCCCUGCUUUCCUUGACAGAAAAUAAGCAAUAUUAGCAGCCCUGGAUAAAUUUUCAAUUUAGCAGGUAAGAACCUCAAUGUCGCACAGUACCACAGUGCGACUUCGGUUGUACACAUUGUUACAAGAUGUCGCCAUUGUAUAGCUGGCGUUCCCGGUCACGUCUCAGUAUUGCAGUAAUACGGUAAUGAUAGGGGAAUAGGUGUGCGUCUGGCACCUAUUACCUCUGUCGUCACACGGUCCAAGCACUUACGUCCAAGCAUCGUUUUUUUUUUUUUUUUUUUCGCUCUGUGGCACACUGUACGAGCGCCCUACGCAAGAGUGCGCGACAGGCUCUUUGAAUUGCCAGCUCUUUUGCUCGUUAUCAGAUAAUAUCUUUGCCGUAGUGAUUUCCGCGGCAAUCUGAAUGUUUUUAAUCAAAUUAAUUUAAAGUAGGAUAGAUUCGUGUUAUUGGCAUAACUGUGUUAGAUGAACGAACAUUUUGCGCUAUUAGCUGCCUCAUGGUUUACGCGUCAAGCAUGUUUUUUGCGAGUUGUUGAGUUCCGGAUGUGGACUAGUUAAUCAGUUUGUCAUCGAGCAAGCAAAAUGAGAGCAAAACAGCACUUUCUUCCAGUUUGACAACGCAUGACACAUUAAUGUUUUUUUUUUCUUCAGAUGACGACACUGCCAAAAUUAUGAAUAAGACAGAGGUUCACAGGAAGAUGGAGGCAAUAGGUAAUUUACGUUAGAGCCACUGCAAUACUAAGGACUGCUGGGCGUAAUACAUAGCUAUUCACGAAACUUGAUACGCCCUGAAGCAGGGCGCUAUAUAUAUAUAUAUAUAUAUAUAUAUAUAUAUAUAUAUAUAUAGGGUCUUCGCGGAACAUUUUUGCAGUCGAAACGUUGCAGCGUCCACAGCUUUGCACGCUGGUACUUACAACUUGGAGACACGCAUAUAUACGUUCAAGCAAAGGGUCGUCGACGAUGUUGUUUGUGACUAUUAGAACAUGCAUCUGUGGUUGAUGUGGCAUUCUUAGCGACACCACAGUAAGACUCAAUUCCUAAUCUCACCAGUUUCCGCGCUAGGCUUAGACAUGUACCAUACAUAGCUUUGUUGAGCUGGAAUUAAGUGCUGUCAGUAUAUUUCACUCAGAGGUGUCUUUUCGUGGUGUCUUUUUCCUUUUCUUUAUAUUGUCGUCAUUCCUGUCAUUUAAAUGAUGGUGCGUGCUUGGGUUCCAGUGUCCGAGUCCGCUGCUGCAGUUUGUAUCAGAAGAAAAAUGUGUUACAAGAAGUAACAGAUGCGGACUGCUUCGCAGCCAAAACCACGAACCACUGCCCCCGUAUACGCAGUCAAAGGCUCUUCGAUAUUGUAACGUUGUUCAUGUUUCAUGGCCAAAAAUGGCUGCUAGCUCACUACUUUUGAAGAAAAAAAAAUGGCAAAAGUUAGUGCUCUAGUUCCACUUCGGACAAACCAGGGUGUUUUUUCAGCUCGAGCUCUGCUCGACGAGAUGUUUUUCCUGCGUUUUCUUACUUCCACGUUUCGUCCAUGCAACUACUGCUCCGCCGUCUCCCGAGUGCUGGUGUCCUGCAAAAAAAAACACGCCUUCCUCUAAGUCGGAAUGUCGCACCACUGUCCAAUGUCACUCGUGCUCGUACCCUUGUAGAGAACUCCUUCUCAGCCCACGCAGACCAAGAGUUUCCACUCGUCGUCUUUGUUAUAAGCACUGGAAGCUCUAUUAACGCGUAGAAAUUAGUAAGCCGAAAGCCUUUCACCGACGAAAGUCGAGCCGCGUGAAAAAGCCCGGUAAGGUAUUGUUACAUCGACAAGCAAGUUCUAACGAAAUAAAAUCUGUGCGCAGCCCUUUCAUUCAAGCGGGACUUGACGGGUGUCUCAAGGCCAAGAUCCGCAAAUGUGCAUUCAUUGCAGUAACUUUGCUUAUGCGCUUGAAUAGAGCUUCUCUCUGCGCUAUCGUUACGUAACCAAGUUUCGUCCUCUUGUUAAUGCACCGUCAACAGAAAGUGAUAUGUAUCAUUCUUGUCUGGGUCAGAUCUUUGUAAAGUGUGUGUCAAAGCUACGCAAGCCAAUUUGCACGUUGCAGAAGUGAUCGUUCAAGUCGUGUAUUGAGCUACUGUGAUGGUCAUGGCUUUCUAUUGCUCCGGGGAGCAAGGAAGGCAGCCCUGACCACUCUAUAGACAUCGCCCUUGGAAAUUUUCUUCAUGGUCGUUCAGCAUAGAAUUUAUAAGGAUAGCUUGCCGAUGUGUGUAGAAAAUACGCAGUUUGUUGCAAGGGCUCAACUCCAGGAGCACCGCAGUAGUCCGCUGCACGGUCUCAAGUCCGCUGACGUGCGGACUGGCUUGCUUACUUUUGAGAGUGACUUUACAGUUUGUAAGCCGCGCGACCAAGUUCAUCAUUCGGUGCGUGUUCAGCCCACGAGGUAACCGUGUACCCUGAUAUAGUAUACGUGUCCCCGUAUCAUAUAGUCUUUGAAAUCUAUAAGAACAAAAAUACAUACACACCCAAAAAAGAGGUGCACUUUAUUUUGACCUGUCCGACAAUUCACGACUCUGUAUUUUCUACUCCGCCUUUUUCGAGUGCCCGGUGCCUGUGUGUUUUGAACUCGUGUAUUAUAAUAACUAUUAUACCGCUGUUGUGUGACUACAUUGUAACAUAUUAUACCGGAGUAAAAGUGGUGUUUCAUACACAAUAAAAACUGAAAGAUA
Molecule: messenger RNA, 10977 nt
Organism: Dermacentor silvarum
Lineage: Eukaryota; Metazoa; Arthropoda; Arachnida; Ixodida; Ixodidae
Product: doublesex- and mab-3-related transcription factor 1
Exons: 5
Coding region: 274-1416 (380 amino acids)
Biological process (GO): regulation of transcription by RNA polymerase II; sex differentiation
Cellular component (GO): nucleus
Molecular function (GO): DNA-binding transcription factor activity, RNA polymerase II-specific; RNA polymerase II cis-regulatory region sequence-specific DNA binding
Source: RefSeq, a predicted model, not a curated record